Candoia aspera is the source of this 1368-nucleotide messenger RNA. It is a transcript of the gene SSU72, whose product is annotated as SSU72 homolog, RNA polymerase II CTD phosphatase. The transcript has 5 exons. Gene Ontology annotation, biological process: termination of RNA polymerase II transcription. The record is from RefSeq and is a predicted model, not a curated record. Gene Ontology annotation, cellular component: mRNA cleavage and polyadenylation specificity factor complex; nucleus. Lineage: Eukaryota; Metazoa; Chordata; Lepidosauria; Squamata; Candoiidae. Bases 180 to 764 code for a protein of 194 amino acids. Gene Ontology annotation, molecular function: RNA polymerase II CTD heptapeptide repeat phosphatase activity.
CGGCCGCCAUUUUGUUUGUGCGGGAGAGGGAGAAGGAGGAAGCGAUCGCCGCCGGUAGGAGCAGCAGCGUCGUCCCCGCCGCCGUCGGAAGCGUCGCCGCGGGCCCUUCGCCGGCCCCCACCCCUCCCCAGCCCCUACUCUCUCUGUAUCUUGACGGGCGGGCGCCCCGCCAGCCAGCCAUGCCCUCCUCGCCGCUCCGGGUGGCUGUGGUUUGCUCCAGUAACCAAAACCGCAGCAUGGAGGCCCACAAUAUCCUCAGUAAACGUGGUUUCAGCGUCCGAUCCUUCGGUACCGGGACUCACGUGAAGCUGCCAGGACCGGCCCCAGACAAGCCCAACGUUUACGAUUUCAAAACGACAUACGAUCAGAUGUACAGUGACCUCCUUAGGAAAGACAAAGAACUCUAUACACAAAAUGGGAUUUUGCACAUGUUGGACAGAAACAAACGGAUCAAGCCUCGUCCAGAAAGAUUCCAGAAUUGCAAAGAUGUCUUUGAUUUGAUCUUAACGUGCGAAGAAAGAGUUUACGAUCAAGUAGUAGAAGAUUUAAAUUCUAGAGAACAGGAAACGUGUCAGCCUGUACAUGUAAUAAACGUGGACAUUCAAGAUAAUCAUGAAGAAGCAACUCUGGGCGCUUUCCUUAUCUGUGAGCUGUGCCAGUGUAUACAGCACACGGAAGACAUGGAAAAUGAGAUAGACGAGCUAUUACAAGAAUUUGAAGAGAAAAGUGGGAGGACUUUUCUGCAUACAGUCUGCUUUUAUUAAAACAAAUUAAGAACAACCGACCCCUCUCUUCCAGGCCUUCCUGCAGGCAAAAGAGGCAUGUUUAGUUUUGAUCCAACGGAACAUUUCCCCCCUCCUUUUGGAGCGCGAAUGUCCAACCCAACUUACUUUCUUGUUGCUGUUUUGAUUUCCUUUGGCCCGCUGUACUUUUGUUUUAAAUUAUUAUUAUUAUUAUUUUCAGUGCAGGAGAGGUGGUUUCCGUACAGGGACGCAAACGAACUGUGCCGAGAAAAACAAAAAAAAAGUUCUCUCCCUCAAGGCUGCUUUAUUUAAGAGAUUAAAAAAAAAAUCAAGAUUUUUUUUUAAUCCCCUCUCCUUCACCCCCCUCCCCCCCCUCCGGCUACCUUACUUGAAUGGUUAUAAGUAGGGUUUUUAAUUAUAAAAAGAAUGUUUCUGAAAUGAUAUCAUUUAUAUUUGCCAGUAUAAAAUCUUACAUUAUUUCAGUUGGUGUCUUUAUUGUUGGGUGGGGGGCGGUUUCAGGGGACAGACUGAACAGCUGGAAUAUGGAAAGAUUUGACUGGAGCAGAGCAUAUCUGUAUAAUAGUAGCAAUGAAAUUGGAACCCUCCAAUAAACAUAAAUCACAUA